CUUCCUGGCCCUCUCCUCCACGCCCUCGCUGCCCCUGCCCCCACAUGGCCCGCCCCGUCACAUGCCGCACCUGACAAGCGUGCCUUCCCUCCUCCAUCUCGCCUGCCGUCGCCUCUCCUGUGCCGCCCGCGCCCGCGCCCCGCUGCGCGCCAACCCGCGGCCCCUCUGCACCUCCACUCCCCUCUUGCUGCGCGCCAUGUCCUCCAGCGCCUCCGCCCGUGGCGCAGCCAGCACCAUGGCGCUGCCCGACUCGAUCCUCAUCACGCAGCUCGCCGUGCGCAUGCACGUCGGCGUCGACGGCUGGGAGCGGCUGCAGGCCCAGCCCGUCAACAUCGACGCUCGCGUCCACACCGACGUCAGCCAGGCGGGGCGCAGCGACCACCUGCCGCACUCGAUCCACUACGGCAUCCUCGUCAAGGAGCUCGAGAAGCACUGCGCCGAGAACCGGUACCGCAGCCUCGAGGCGCUCGCUGAAGGCCUGGCAAAGGUCUGCAUCUUCACCUGUAAGGCGCCGCGCAUCACGCUGCGCGUCGAGAAGCCCCGCUCGUUGCUGCACGCCCACUCGGCCGGCGUCUCCAUCAUCCGCAGCGCCGACGACUACGUCUCCAAGUCGGGCGCCUCGCCGCGCGCUCUCUUCGAUGCAGCAGGCCCGCCAGCAGACCGCGCUGAGACUGCUGCGCUCGAGCUCGUCGGAGAGGCGGGCGCCGAGGACACCGUCUUUGUGCGCGACCUCUCCAUCUCGACGAUCCUCGGUGUGAACCCGUGGGAGCGCGUCGAUCGACAAAUCGUCCUCUUCAACCUGCUCGUGACGCCCGGUGCUCGCUCGAAGCGCUCAGUGGGCGUCACCGUCGACAAGGUCACGCGUCCACAGAACUACCGCACUCUCGUGCGCGCCGUGACUGCUUACGUGGAGCGCACCAACUUCAAGACUGUCGAGAGUCUGGCGACUGCCGUUGCGCGCGUCGCGGUGCUCGAGAAUGGCGUGGAGCGGAUACGCGUGCGCGUCGACAAGCCGAGCGCCAUCAUGUUUGCGCAGGCCGCGGGCGUGGAGGUGGAUCGCGAUCGCGAGUUCUUUGAGCGCGAGGCGAUUGAAGAGGCCAGAGGACCGGCGCAGGUGCCGGUGCCUGCGCCAGCUGCUGCUGUCGUCGACUCGGUGCUCUCCGCCUCGCACCAGACGCGCAUCGAGCAGACGGCUACGGUCGCUGCGCCCGCGCCCGACGUUGGUGCUGCAGCAACGACUUCACGCCCGACUGCUGCGCCGCCUGCCGAUGCGCCGUGGCACGUCGUCGCCAUUGCCCUGGGCUCGAACUUGGGCGAUCGCGCGGCGCACAUCGAGCGGGCAGUGCAGGCACUCGCGAGCGCGCCUGGCUGCCGCCUCGUGGACACUAGCUUCCUGUACGAGAGCAAGCCACUGUACUACGAGGACCAGCCGCUGUUCCUCAACGGCGCCUGCCGGAUCGCAACACAACUGGCGCCGCUCGAGCUCCUCGCUCUGACGCAGUCGAUCGAGACGUCUCUCGGGCGCGACAAGCGCGGCGUGCCCGUCAAGGGUCCGCGCAUCGUCGACCUCGACAUCAUCUUCUACGACCGCCUCGAGUUCGAGACGCCCACUCUGACGCUUCCUCACCCUGGCGUGGCCGAGCGCGAGUUCGUGCUGCGACCGCUGGCCGACAUCCUGCCGCACUACCGCCACCCGAGCAGCUCGCGCACCGUCGCACAGCUGCUUUCCAUCCUCGUCAACUCUGAAGGCUACGAUGGCUCGGGCGACAUCUACCGCGUCCUGCCUCUGCCCGUCGACGCCAGCGCGGCAGCCAGUGGCUCUACAUCCACGCAGUGGGAGUGGGGCCGUCGCACGUACGUGAUGGGUAUUCUCAACGCUACGCCCGACUCCUUCUCCGAUGGUGGCGACCACGCCGGUGUCGCGGAAGCACUCGCGGCUGCUCAGCGCAUGGUUGAGCAAGGCGCAGACAUGCUCGAUGUGGGCGGCAUGAGUACGGCGCCGCAGGCCGUUGAGGUCAGCGCAGAGGAAGAGGCGGCGCGCGUCGUGCCCGUCAUCAAGGCUUUGCGAAGCGCAGGCAUCGAGACGCCCAUCUCGAUCGAUACGUUCCGCGCCAGCGUCGCACGCGCUGCACUGGAGGCAGGCGCCACUGCUGUCAACGACGUCUCGGGCGGCCUGCGCGAUCCUGCCAUUCUCGACGUCGUGCGCGAGGCCAGCUGCCCUUACAUUCUCAUGCACAUGCGCGGCACGUCCAAGACGAUGUCCUCUGCUGCCCACACCACGUACGCAGGCGGCGACGUGGUGGGCGGCGUGGCGCGCGAACUGGUGCAGCGUGUCGAUGCGGCACUGCGAGCCGGCGUCAGACGGUGGAACAUCGUGCUUGACCCGGGCGUCGGAUUCGCAAAGGACGCACAGGGCAACGUCGAGCUGCUGCGACACCUCAAUCGUCUCACUGCAGGCGGUCUCAACGGUGCUCUGGCAUCCACGACGGCCGGCUCGCGCGCGACAAGCGUGCCUCCUUCGCCGAUCCUCGGUCCCUCCGACGCCGACGCAUCUCCUCUCUCCUCGCUCGACGCAGCGCAAGAUGCAUUCGCACCACACACGGCACUCACGUCGUUCCCGGUGCUGCUGGGACCGAGCCGCAAGCGCUUCCUGGGCACCAUCACCGGCAAGACGGAGCCGAAAGCGCGCGUGUACGCGACGGCUGCAGCUUGCGCGGCUGGCAUCGCUGCGGGCGUAGACGUGCUGCGCGUGCACGACGUCGAGCCGAUGCUCGACGCUGCGCGCGUCAGCGACGCUAUCUUCCGUGCACCGCUGCCGCUGCCGAAGUCGUGAAUGAAGCUACGGAGGACCGUGGUGGAGGGCCAGGAGCAGGGACAGAGGCGAAGACUAGUUAUAGACACAACACUACACUCGACAAUAGCAAAUGCAGUAGACCGGCC
This is a messenger RNA of Tilletiopsis washingtonensis, 2940 nucleotides long. RefSeq names its product Dihydropteroate synthase. Gene Ontology annotation, biological process: tetrahydrofolate biosynthetic process. The record is from RefSeq and is a predicted model, not a curated record. Gene Ontology annotation, molecular function: dihydroneopterin aldolase activity; dihydropteroate synthase activity; 2-amino-4-hydroxy-6-hydroxymethyldihydropteridine diphosphokinase activity. The coding region runs from base 62 to 2833 and encodes 923 amino acids. The transcript is spliced from 3 exons. Gene Ontology annotation, cellular component: mitochondrial envelope. NCBI's taxonomy places the organism in Eukaryota, Fungi, Basidiomycota, Exobasidiomycetes, Entylomatales.